Molecule: messenger RNA, 7399 nt
Organism: Portunus trituberculatus (swimming crab)
Lineage: Eukaryota; Metazoa; Arthropoda; Malacostraca; Decapoda; Portunidae
Source: RefSeq, a predicted model, not a curated record
GCUGAUUGUUGUUUACGUUCUGGAGUCAGAGAGUCUUGGCUCCCGUCUCAUCUAUUUUUCGUCCUGUACCAAGUGGUGGCAAGCUGUAUGUGCAUCGCCUUCACCCAAGCAUCAGUCUGGCAAGCAGCAGAGGAAUUAUUGAGUGUUGGCAAGACAAUUUAGAAGCAGAUGUAUUACCAACCACCAAAGCUGCACCAAAGUAGAGAGACCAGCAUGAUGGGAUACUGAAGUUUGUGGACUGGAAAAGCAUCUACAAUUCUUUAGAAACUGUGAUGAUUGGUGUGGUGGUGGUGGGGUGAGAUGCGGCUGAUGCGGUCGGUGGUGGGCGGGUGUGUGUUUGUGGUGGCCAGUGUGGUGCUCCUCUCCACCCUUACCUCCACCCCACCCACUGGGCCCGCCAUUCAUUCCAUUGUCGCACACAACCUCAAGGAAGAGCUGGAGGGGAGUAUGACUUGUGACGAGGAGGACCUGGAGAGGCUUGGCUUUGUGGAUGGGCCUCAGCUGUAUCCCCACCAUGCUUGGGACAACCUCUCUACCCCAGUGCUGGCCUCUGCUGUGCGGAGUGGACAGGUUUGGCAGGCGGAGGGCUUGGCAGGCCUGGCUCAGCUGCUCCUGCCAAACCUGACUCUUGUUGUGUAUGGCCUUGACUUGCCUGCACAUGAAAUGCAGCAGCUGGAGGAGGUCUGCAACACCUCCUGUGUGGUGGUGCCCUUUGACUUCUCCCUCUACCCGUCACAUGUGCGGGACCACCACCUCAGGGCGUACCGGCCGAUCAUCAUUCAGGAGCUGCUGAUGCGGGCUGGGGCAGUGUUUUGGCUGGACGCUGGAGUGCGGCUGGCUGGAAGUGAAGAGGGCAGCAUGGCAGGAGAGGAAGUGGAGAGGCUGGCUGAAGAGUGGAGCAGCCAGGCACUGAGGAGUGGAGGGGUGCUGGCCUGGCCCCUCACAGACCCUCCCCAGUUACCCUCCGCUGCUCUCACUCACCCCAACAUGUUUACUUUCUUUCACACUAAGAAGCACAACUAUGACUUCCAGCAGAUGGGCGACGCGGGCACCCUGCUGCUGUACAACACUGAGGGCGUCCACCGACACCUGAUGCGGCCCUGGGUGUCCUGUGCUCUCACACACAACUGCAUCAGUCCCAUCGGAGCUCAGGACACAGGCUGCAGGUACGACAAGAAGCCUCUGUUCCGCUACUCAGGCUGCCACCACUAUGAUGCCUCAGCCUUCAACGUGGCCCUGGGCGUCAUGUUCUCCUAUGACACUCGGCCAUACCUCGCCUCAUCCUCUCCCUUUGUGCGUGUGAGCAAGCCCCAGCCAGAUUCAGACACUUCCCUAGCUGGCCGAGGGGAUGAAGACGAGGCCACCAAUACUUCCUCCUUGCGUGACACUCUUAGCAGGAGGCCACUGGGCGUUGGAAGGAAGACAGACCGGACCCUGCGAGGUUUGGAGAUGGUGCACAGGGCAACACGAAGCAACAGCACAAGUAGGGCAGGUAUUAAGAGGCUAGGUGAGAGGGAGAGGGAGAAGGAGAGGGAAAGCCACAGCAAGCACAUAGUUGCCAUAAACACUACAAGUAGGAGAGGAAGUGAUGAGGGAAGUAGAAGGAUUUAUUGACCUCAGCCUCCUAAUGUUAAGAUGUCAUGUAUUGUCCCUUUUGUUGUUUUCCUCUAGGACCUGUGACUGCAUGUGUUGUUACUGUCACUGCUGCUGUUGCUGCUACUGCUGUCAUUGUUGCUGUGGGGCGCAAACAUCGAAUUAGCUUAUCUGUGGCUGGGCAGACAUUUCCUCCCCCCUACUUCCCUUCAUGAGUCCAGUGCAGAAAGGAAGGGAGGCUUGGCUUUACAGGGGAAGGAAGAGAAGGGCUGAGGCUCUUACGCAAGAUGUUAUAUGCCACAUGCUAAGACAGUCUAGCAAAGUUGUGUGUGUGUGUGUGUGUUUGUGUGUUUGUCUGAAUGUGUGUUUAUGAGUGAAUGAAGUGAAAUGAAAGGAAGGUGCUGUGCUUUGGUGCUUUUGUUUUCUUCUUUUUGGUGAUGACAAGGAAGUGAUGAACCAAGCACAUGCUACAUUCAGGAGAGGAUCAGUAAUCACUUUUCCUUCAGGACUUGCCAGUUAUAGUAUUACAUGUAUUAUGAUUAUAUAUACUACUUUUUAUUUUCUCUCUUUUGCUUGUCUUGUUUUCAGGUGUAUUUAAAUGUUGAGACAUACAAUUAUCUCUCUCUCUCUCUCUCUCUCUCUCUCUCUCUCUCUCUCUCUCUCUCUCUCUCUCUCUCUCUCUCUCUCUCUCUCUCUCUCUCUCUCUCUCUCUCUCUCUCUCUCUCUCUCAACCAUGUAUAUAGACUUCAAUCCUUAAAAACCAAAGACAAAUAUAGUCCAAGCAAGUGUAUGUGUGUAUGUGUAUAUGAAGAUAAAGUAAUGGAAGUGAAUAGCAAAAAAGUGUUUGUGUGAUGCAAAUUUUUCACUCUGACAACUUAGCUUUGAUCUCUCUGUUAUUUGAUGCAUGUGCUGAUGACUGACCAGUGGGUGUUUAUUUUAUUCUUUGUCUGUUAGUGGGUUGUGCAGAGACAGUGACUUGAUAGGACGGUCCAGGGAAAGGUUGAUGGGUAAAGUGAAAUGAUGGCAGUCAUGGUGAUGGCUUGAGGGAAAAAUUAAGUGAGAGAGGAUGGAUAAUGGAGGAGAUAGGGAUGGCUUGAAGGAAAAAUGAGGUGAGAGAAUAAUUAAUAGCUGAAAUGAUGGCUAUGAAGUGGUGAAGGGUAGAGUUGGUGAUGGCUUAAAGGGAAAUUGAAGUGAGAGAAUGAAUGACAACUGAAAUGAAAGAGAGAAAAGUGAUAGGAAAGUAAGGGAUGUGGUAGUAAACAGUAUGAAAUAAUAUCUGUCUAGUCCUAGUGAAAACUUCCUCAGAGAAAGGGGGUGUAUGAAGUGUAGGAGAAAAGUGAAGGAGGUGGUGAAUGCUGUAAAGAGCCAUCCCCUAAUGUGCUGUGAGGUGAAUGCUGCAGGAGUUUUGUCGUCCAUUAGUAGAAUGACAUUAUAGUUGUGAUUGUGUGAUUGAUUUAAGGCACUACAACAGAAGGAGUAGAUGACAUCAAAAAGAGUUGUGAGGCACCUAGUGCUCGGAAAGGUUGUGAGGAACACCAGGUUAGACUGCUUGCUUAAAAGUGUGACCAGUUAUAUUGUAGAAAUAAUGCUUCAAGAAAGAGUUUGCAGUUUGAAUGUUUGAGUGUGCAUAGUCAUGUUUGCUGACUUGUAUAGUAUUGAAAGUAAUACAUCAAAAUGAGUUUGUAGUCUGAGUAUUUGGAUGAAGUGUGAAAAGUUACAUUGCUGAUGAGUGGUAUAGGAAACAAUGCAUAAAGAAAGCAUUUGCAGUCAGUGGCAGAUCCAGGAUCAAAAUAUUGUGGGGGGCAGAGUACCUGAAUUCCUGUACCCCAUGAGAUUAGUGAUGAGCUUUAUCAGCUCAGUGAUUUGGGAAAUUUUUUAAAAAUUGGCAGUCUUGAGGGCAUUUUUAAGCUAUAUGCAGAGCUAUUUUUAUGUAAUGUUAUUUUCAUGUAAUGAUAAGCAAAAAUUUUGGAAUGGUUUCAGCCCCCUCAGUCCCCUUCCUGGAUUGGCACUGUUUGUAAUUUGCAUGUAUGUGUAAGGGUUUUGUGAAAUACGGAUUUGACUUGGCAUAUGAGUGAGUUAGUGUAUAUUGAAGUAUGUAUUGAAUAUAACCAACAGCCAUUUAUGCUGUAAGAAGUCAUUAAUAAGCAACUGCAGAGAGUUGUAGAAUCUGUUUAAGUUUGUAUGAGCUACUGGAUAUGAGUAUGCCUCUGACUUGGCAAACAUAAGAAGCUACGAGCAUGAAAACUAUCUUGCUAUAAAAUAUUAAGGACAAGACCAGAAAAGAAGAGGAUGGUGUGUGCCACAGUGAGGUGCAUGAAAGUAAAAACUGUUUAUAUGUGAGGUUGUGGAUGUAUCAGAUAAGACAGCAUAAAAAGUAACAAGUAACAGUGCUGUAGAGGUUGGAACAGUGCUGUAGGGAUGCUAUGCAAGAGUUGACAUGCUGGAUGUUGAUAUGUGCUGUACAUUAUAGCCACAGCAAUUUCUUAUUGAACUUCACUGCAGGAUAAGCCAUCUUGUAAAUAUGUAUACAUAAGGCUGUGAGGAAGCUAUAGGUGGUUGUGUUAAGGUGCAUAUGGUGAAUAGGGGCCAAGUUAACAAAUUGAAGAUGGUGCCAAGAUGAAGUUACCUACUCUCACAUUAUGAGAAAUAAAGUUGUAGGAAUAAGUAUGGUAAAUUAACUGGACUUAAACACUGCACUUUAGGUAGUGGUUCUGUAUGAGACAACAAAGUCUUCUGCUGUCACAUUGUACAGGAUGAGGCUAUAGGUAUAAGCUUGUUAUUUUAAUAGCAGAGUUUAAAGGCUAAGAUAGAUGAAAGGGAUUUGAAAAGGAAAAAAUAGCAUGACAUAAGUAAAAAAAAAGUUGGUUGGGAUGUUCCCUUAAAAGAAACAAAAGUUAAUGAGGAUGGAAAAUAAAGUAUUUAUACCAUGAGAAUGAAUAAGAUGCCAAAGCAGAGUUGCAUUGUAAAAUUUUGUAGAGUUUAGUUUGCAAUUUUCCAAAGAAGUACUUAGGAAAAUAUGUUAUAGUUUGCUUACAUUAGUUGUUAAAAAAGAAAAAAAAGUCAGAAAAAUACAUUUAAGUUAAAGAUCUGAUCUCAGGCAUGGGAAUGUGAUAGUUUGGUUACAUUAAAUCUAAAGAAAAAAUAAAGCUAAGCGUUCCAAACAAAAAUCAAACCAAGUAUUUCAAAGAUAGAUCAGUCAGAGUUGAGAGAUAAAUGGAGGUUUGUUAAGGUGAUGCUAGUGAUGUAGAUGGAUGUGCUCAGAUCAUGAGGCUUGAGUGUGGUGUGGAUAUGGGAGUAACAAGACAAGACAUGGAUAAUUAUUCCUACAUUACAGUGUGGUUCAAAACUUGAUGUGUUUAUGCAACUGUGAACCUACCAUGAAUUUGAAAAGUCAUGGAAUAGUUUCAAAUAACCUCCUUUUCAAGUUACUGUAUGGUUUUGUUUAUUUGAUGCACAUGUAUAUACUUAGGAAUAUCAUGUAUCACAUCCUUUUUUUUUUUUUUUUCUUUUUCUUUCACGCCAUGAUAUACAUACAAUAAUGGUUAGUAUGGCAUCAGUUAAUUUGCUGCAUUAACUUUUGCUGUGUUUAUUAAUUUUAUUCUUUAUUUAUUCAUUAUUAUUAUUAUUAUUAUUAUUAUUAUUAUUAUUAUUAUUAUUUUAUUUUAUUUUAUUUUAUUUAUUUAUUUUUAUUUAUUUAUUUUUUUUUCCCUGCAUAAUAUACAUACUAUAAUGGUCAGUAUAGCAUAAAUUAGUUUGCUGCAUUCACUCUUAAUGUGUUUAAUGUUUUGGUGGUAUCUCCUCCCUACUCCCACCUCCCUUGUACUUUUUGCCUUCUUAAUAUUCUUAUGCUCAUAGUCAUUUUCCUUGGAGCAUAUCUUUAUUUAAUCUUAUUUUCUCUUGCAUCAUAGUGGCCCCUUCCUGUGUUACUGCUUCUACUCUUAUACUUGUGGCCUUAGAAGGUUUUUCCUCGUUAUUAGCUUUUUACUGCAAAAGUACCCAACUGUUACAGCUUUAACUUCACUACAAAAUCUUACCAAGCAUCUAUAGGAGAGGGGAAAAAAGGAAGGAUAUCUUUCACUGUCAUUGCAGAACAAAAAAGUUUCUCAGAGGAUUAAAAAGUUAAAAAAUGGAUUAUAAUGGUAGAUUCUAAAUGGUCUUGCAGGUAAAAUAUUAAAAAAUGUGGCUUUGAGACAAAAAACACAAUUUUUUAAGGGAUUAGAAAUGGAUAAGUGAUCACAUAGAGGCAAUUGCUAGUUUCUCCAGUAUCUAGUGAGUAAAAUGUUGACAUAUGGCUGCAAAACAAAAAUUCACAUUUUUUGAUUAAAGGGUGAAGUGUCAAGUAGUAGUGAAAGAUAUUUGUUAGUUAUGUGGUUUUGUGAGCAAUGUUAGUAGUUUAGAGGAUUUAAAGCUGCUUUGUGCUUAAAAAGGUGAAGCUCUCACAUCCAUCGAUAAUCUGUUAGCUGUGUGGUUCUGUUUGGACAUUGUCAGCAGAUCAGAGCACUGAAGAUUGAUGGAAAGCCCUAAAUACAGUAGGAGUGUAACAGAUUAAGUCCUCAGAUCUGUUAGUAAUCUGGUAGCUGUGAGGAUUUGUGAGAUCACUGUCAGCUGAUCAGCAGACUUGAGAAGAUGAAGGUGAAAGUGAGUGUAGUAGAUCAAUGUACAUCUGACCACAACUUUAUUAUGUAGUAAGAAGGUGAUGUGAUUCUUAACAUUAGUUAUUAUGCACUGCUAGUCAUUUAUUUUCUAUAUUUUUUGGGGGGUGGGGGGAUGUGGGUCAGUUAAAGUGGACAAAUCCAAAACUGGGAAAAUAAUGUUAGAUAUCCAAAGAGAAGAAAAGAUAGAAUUUGUCACAUAACAAGUAGAAGGUUGUCCUAAUCUUUCAUGACAUGUGUGAAAUAAGUUUAUGAGGUCAGUAGAAGAGAAAAAGGUGUUAUAAUGGCUAUGAUUUAGAGAGGCAAUAUUCUUCACUACAUUGGCAGCUUUUCAUAUGGUAAUUUUACUUUAAUUUUAUGCAAAAACACAAAUUAGAGAAUUUUAAUUAAUGAAAACAAAAUCUGGACUUUUUCCUUAAUUGCUAUGAAGAUAGUGCUGGACUUCUCUUCCUUACUUAGUAAACCAAGGCAGACACUAAAGUUAUCUUUGAAGCUACAGUUCUUGAUGGUUAGGGUGUGUCUGGUGAUGUUCGUCAUACUUGUGUAUUAGUGAUUUAGUCUCCAGAUGAGGUUCCUCUGCAAAAAUUUCCCUUCAGAUCUCUUUCUCAUAGUUUCUAUAAUGCUCCGAGGAGGGCCAUAUAUAUUUUUUCCCUUUUUAUUUAGUUUUAUUGAAAUUAGAUUUUUAUUUGUUUAUUUAUAUAUUUAUUUAUUAUUUUUUUUAUUUAUUUAUUUAUUUUUUUUUUUAUUUAUUUGUUUUUUUUUUUUUAUUUAUUUUUUUUUUUUUAUGUUAUGGCCUAUAGCAGCUGUAGGCACACUCGAAGAGUAUGUGGGAAGCGCUGUUCAGCUUCCACCCAUUAGUGGCGCAGGCAAUUUUAUUUAUAGUGGUACCCAUAUUAGGGCCCAUAUCACCACCCAAGUGCAUCUUGGGUGUAACCACCUAGAACCUGGGUAUCAUGGUGAUAUGUAGGUAACUUUAAACCACUUGACAAAUGGCAAAGUGUUUAAGGCUGUACUUGGUGGGAUUCGAAACUAUGCCAACGCCUCUCAAUGCAUGACAAAGAAAUACUAAAUCUUUUAAAUUGACUUUAGUAUAUAUAUGAUAUUCCAGAAGACAAUUUUUUUUUGUGUUUUGUGGUAUAAAGGAUAAGAGAAAC